CUGCUUUUACCUGGCCAGAGUCACUUUGGAUCUGGAGACUAUCCUGGUUGCAAGUUGGGAAUACACUCUUCAUGCACUGCUAGACUAUAACAGGGAACUGGAAACAUAUGCAUUGACAGCUAGGGGCAAUUUAGAGUAGCUGUGCCAUCUACAUCAAUGUAAAAGGAAAGUGAGAGGAAGCCAGAGAACCAGGAUUGUGAGAACAUGCACCAGAGAUGUGAGGUUCCAUAGGAACAGAUGAAUCUGUAAUGGGGGGAGUCAAACAAGAGCAGAGCGAUGGUCCUGGAUCAAAAGGUUUUCAUCAUUCAGACUCAAUGCAAGAAGAGAACAAUAAUUCACUCAAUGCCCAGCCUGUGAAAAAGCGUGGCUGGCCCAAAGGUAAAAAGAGAAAGAAGGUCUUGCCCAAUGGUCCCAAGGCUCCAGUGACUGGGUAUGUGCGCUUCCUGAAUGAAAGACGAGAACAUAUCCGUGCCUUGCACCCUGACCUCCCUUUCCCAGAGAUUACCAAGAGACUUGGGGCAGAGUGGAGCCGCCUAGCUCCCCAUGACAAACAGCGUUACCUGGAUGAAGCAGAUCGGGAAAAGGUGCAAUAUGCACGAGAACUGAAGGAGUACCAGAAAAGCGAAGCAUUCCAGAUCACCAGUGCCAAGAUCCAAGACAAGAGAAUUAAGAAAGAGGAGUUAACAUCUGUUAUUAUAAAUGCCAAUAGUUCAGCAUCUUCAACUCUUAAGAGUUCAGAUCUCUCUAGCAGAUUCGACGUGCCCAUUUUUACAGAAGAGUUCCUCGAUCAAAACAAAGCACGGGAGGCUGAGCUUCGGCGGCUGCGUAAGGCCAACGUGGAGUUCGAGGAGCAGAACACCAUUCUGCAGAAGCACAUAGCUGAGAUGUUUAAUGCCAAAGAGCGUCUGGAGGCUGAGUUGGGCCAGGAUGAAAUGCGCACACAGGCUCUGCACCGCCGCCUGCAGGCCAUCAAACAGACACUAGUCAACAGCCUGGCUUCCGUGCCCCUGCCAGGCACAGGUGAGACUCCCUCAUAUGGAACUCUUGACACUUACCUGAGUCGUUUGAGCAGUGCCUUGGAAAGCAGUCCUCACGAGCACCGUACUCUGCUGAUCAAGCUCCAAGAGCUGCUGGCUCACUUAGACAGUGAGAAACUCUGAGAGUCAUGUGCAGCUGUGCUGUGUAUGGAUUUUAGGCUUUGAAUUACAGCACCAUGAAGACAUGAUUACUCAAAAUUACUGAAGGAAAAUCUGCUUUUCAUGGGGUGCAGUUGUGUCUCAACAUCUAGACGUAGUUGGUUCUUUAGGCACUAUUGACACGGUAAUUUUUUAUAAUGUUUUAAUUUGUUUUUAAUUGCUAAAGAAUGUUUUUUGUUUUUGUUUGUUUGUUUUAUUUCCAUUAUUUCUUUUAAACUGUCCUAUUCUUCUCUUUACUUUUUACGUUUUAUAUCAAUUGUCCAUUUGUCAUUCCAGAAUUGUAAAUCAUUUUCCAGUAAUUAAUUGCUAAUAUGUAAUGCAUUGCAGUAUUUCAGGCAGAUUAUUAUUGUGAAACAUUUUUCCUGAAUGUAGAUUUUACAUUUUACACUGAUUUAUAAUAACUGUUUAUUUAAAAAAAAAAAAGAAAAAUAUUGAGAUGGGUACUGAAAAGCUGAAUCAGGGAAUGUUUUGAUGAAAUUAAACUCUUCUUGUUUUUAAAUGUUUACUCUGUAAACAAAUUUUCUGUAAUGUUUGUGUAUAAUUCAUCAUAAGUGUAUGCUGCUCCAUGUUGCAGUGACCAGAAAUGCAAUAAAAUGGGGUAUACAAUA
This is a messenger RNA of Tachysurus vachellii, 1804 nucleotides long. RefSeq names its product high mobility group 20B (gene hmg20b). Lineage: Eukaryota; Metazoa; Chordata; Actinopteri; Siluriformes; Bagridae. Gene Ontology annotation, cellular component: nucleus. The coding region runs from base 249 to 1160 and encodes 303 amino acids. The transcript is spliced from 9 exons. The record is from RefSeq and is a predicted model, not a curated record. Gene Ontology annotation, biological process: regulation of gene expression.